Molecule: messenger RNA, 1288 nt
Organism: Botrytis cinerea B05.10
Lineage: Eukaryota; Fungi; Ascomycota; Leotiomycetes; Helotiales; Sclerotiniaceae
Exons: 1
Coding region: 41-973 (310 amino acids)
Molecular function (GO): hydrolase activity
Source: RefSeq, a predicted model, not a curated record
GAUCCAACAAUCAAAAAAGAUUCACUCAAAGCAUCUCAAUAUGUCUUCUUUCCAGGAAUUUGACCGUUCUCGCUGGACCUCCCGCCGUGCAAAUCUUUCAGGAACGCCAUCUUCUUCAUCUGAAGUAACCAUUCACUACAUCUUAUGCCAUCCUCCUUCCAACGUUACCUCGAAGGGUACCAUACUUCUUAUACAUGGCUAUCCAGAAACGUCGUAUCAAUUUCGACAUGUCAUCACGCCCCUUGCAGACACAGGAUACACAGUCGUCGCCCCCGAUUACCGCGGAGCAGGCGAAUCAUCUCAUCCUCGAAAAGGAUAUGAGAAGGUUCAAAUGGCAACUGAUCUCCACGAAGUUAUCCAAAAGGAUCUAGAUAUUAAAGACAAAAUCCACGUGGUUGGUCACGAUAUCGGUGGGAUGGUUGCUCAUGCAUAUGCAGCCCAGUUUCCUAAAGAUACAGCGUCUGUUGCGUGGGGAGAAUGUCCUCUUCCAGGAACAGACGCUUAUAACAACGCUGUUAAAGAAGGUAUUACGGGAGGUCUGUGGCAUUUUGUAUUUCAUUGGCAAACAGAUUUACCUGAAGCUCUCACUGCUGGCCGAGAGAACAUUUACAUUAAAUCUUUCUACGAUCGCCUAUGCUACAAUGCUUCGGCUUUCUCUCCAAAUGAUGUAGAGCACUAUGCAAGUAAGUUUGCUCAACCGGGUGGAAUGCGUGCGGGAUUCGAUUUGUAUCGUGCGUUUCACCAAGAUGCUGAAGAUAAUCUUCGUAUGCUGAAGGGUGGGAAGUGUAAGGUUCCAAGUAUGUCUUUGAUGGGAGAAAAGAGUUUCUUGGCAACUAUCGCGAAUCAACAAAAUGAACAGAUGUAUGAGACUACUUCGUCCGCUAGUAUCCCUGGCUCGGGCCAUUGGUGUGCGGAGGAGAAUCCGGCUGGUUUUGUGGAAGCUGUGCUUAAAUGGACGAGCAAGAACUCGUGAUUUACGUUGUUAUUUGUUGUUGCUCUUGUUCUGAUCUCGGGGUCGAAUUAAACCCCGUUAUCAAAUCAUCUCAUUAUUCCUAUCUAUUCACCCUAUAUGUAAUUUUGGCAAAAGUCAGGGCGGCAUUUCCUAACAAUUAGUUGGGGUACGACUAGGUUCCAGAUAUCUAGAAAUCGAGAAUCUUUGAGAAGUCCACUCUUGACUCUUGAAUAUUCCUACUUCAAAAACAUUGUUCUACAUUUUUGUUCUGCCAGCCAAACCCUUUCUUUCAGGUAGAGUAGGUGAUAAAUUUCUCAGUGCUGGAAUCUGGAAUCA